This is a messenger RNA of Pogona vitticeps (central bearded dragon), 6009 nucleotides long. The record is from RefSeq and is a predicted model, not a curated record. Lineage: Eukaryota; Metazoa; Chordata; Lepidosauria; Squamata; Agamidae.
GAAAGAGGGACGAAUGAUUGGGGGCGGGAUCAGAGGAAGGGAAUGGCUGGGCGGGCAGAGUCCCUGGAAAAUCCAGGUGCCCCUCCCUCCAAGACUAGAGCAGAGAGAAGACGCCUCGUCCCCUUCCGUUCCUUCAGCUCUUUUGGAAGAGAUGGACUUGCAAGACUCUGUUGGUGCUGAAGCUGGGAAACAGCUGGACGCCAUGGAGGGAUGGAGGAAGGAGGACUUCCCAGAAGGAACAGCACAGACCAACCUGCAUGGGGACUCUCUCUGCACAGAGGUUCAGCGUCAGCAUUUCCGGCAGUUCUGUUACCAGGAAGACGAAGGGCCCCGGGCAGUUUGUAGCCAACUGCCCCACCUUUGCUGUCAGUGGCUGAAGCCAGAAAAACACACCAAGGCGGAAAUCCUGGACCUGAUCAUUCUCGAACAGUUCCUGACUGUCCUCCCACCAGAGAUGAGGAUCUGGGUCAGAGAAUGCAUGCCGGAAUCCACUUCCCAGGCCGUGUCCCUGGCGGAAGGUUUCCUCCUGAGCCAGAGAGUGGAGAAGAAGCAGGAGGAGGAGCUGGAACCUUCUCAAUUGGUCACUGGUUUCCCUCAGGCCGUAGACACUCCUUCAUAUCCAGGAUUGACCCAUCUCCUUCUGAAGGAUACGCGAGAGGAAGAUGGAGGGCCUGCCUUACCAAGUAAGAAACCAGACAGUGGAAAUGCAUUGGGGACAGAUCCUCACUCCUCUCUUUGUGGAGAAAUGGAAACAACACGCAAGCAGCCAGAACAGGGUCCGGUCGCCUUUGAGGACAUCGCUAUGCAUUUCUCCGAGGAGGAGUGGGCGCUGCUGGAUCCGGGCCAGAGGGCUCUGCACUGGGAAGUCAUGGUGGAGAAUUUUGCCCACGUGGUGUCUCUGGCUCCUGGUGUGGGAGAGAGGAAGGGUGAGGAAGAACCUCUUCAGGUGUUGGAAAAAGGAGAGGAGAAGGAGAAGAAGCCCCAGAAGAUGAAGACUGAAACCGAGAUGAAGAAGAAUGAAUCCUUUUUUUCUCCGCAUGGAAGUUUUCACGAAACUCCAUUCAAAGAGAAAAUGGAUGAAAGCAGCAAAAGCUACAAGUGCUCAGUGUGCAAGAAAGUUUUCGGCUCUCAAGCCAGUCUAAACGCUCAUUGGAAGGUCCAUGUCGGGCGCAGGCUCUUGCAGCGCUCAGAAUACAGCACGAUAUUUUUAAACAAAUCAUCCCCUGAAAAAGAUCUGAGAACAGGCAGAGGAGAGAAGCCGUUUGGAGACUUGGACCGUGGAAAGAGCCUCACUCCGAGCGCCGAUCUUUUUUGUCGUAAGAUCAUUCACAUGGGAGAGAAAUCGUUUGAGUGCCUGGCGUGUGGGAAGCGGUUCAGCCGCAAUACCCACCUCGCUGACCACGUGCGGAUCCACACGGGGGAGAAGCCGUUCACCUGCUUGGAAUGUGGGAAGAGGUUCAGCCACAGCACCCACUUGGCUUACCACAUGCGAGUCCACACUGGGGAGAAGCCGUUUAAGUGCUCGCUGUGUGGGAAAAGCUUCAGUGUGAGGAGCAACCUUAAUUCCCAUCAACGCAUCCACACCGGGGAGAAGCCUUUCAAAUGCCCCACCUGUGGAAAGUGCUUCAGCCACAGUGGGAGCCUCACAUUCCAUCAUCGAAUCCAUACGGGAGAGAAGCCCUUCGAAUGCGUGGAGUGCGGGAAGACCUUCCGUGACAGAAGCAGCCUGAGUUCCCAUCAAAGGACUCACACAGGGGAGAAACCCUUUAAAUGCCUGGAGUGUGGGAAGAGCUUCAGCCAGAGCACCCACCGUGCUUCCCAUAUGAGAGUCCACACGGGGGAGAAACCGUUUGAGUGCUUGGCAUGCGGGAAGCGCUUCAGCCGCAGCACGAACCUUGCUUGCCAUAUGAGAAUCCACACAGGGUGCAUUUGCGUUUGUCCAUCUGUUGUCCGAAGAAAAGGAAACCCAUUCUUUUCCAUUCCUUCCAUUCUGGAAGAGAUGAAAAUGGAAGACUCUUUUGGGUCUGAAACUGGGAGGCAGUCGGUUGACAUGGAGGUUUGGAGCGAUGAGGAAUUCCCAGAAGAAGGAACCGCACAGAAUAAACCAGAUGAGGACAAUCUCAGCCCAGAAGUCCAGCGUCAGCAUUUCCGGGACUUCUGCUACCAGGAGGAUGAAGGGCCCCGGGCGGUUUGUAGUCAGCUUCAUCAUCUCUGCUGCCAGUGGCUGAGGCCAGAGAAACACACCAAGGCGGAGAUGUUGGACUUGGUGAUCCUUGAACAGUUCCUGAUGGUCCUUCCAUCUGAAAUGGGGAGCUGGGUCAGAGAAUGUGGACCGGAAUCCACUUCCCAGGCUGUAUCCCUGGCGGAAGGUUUCCUCCUGAGCCAGAGAGUGGAUAAAAAGCAGGAGGAGCAGCUGGCAGCAGAUUCUCUGUCAGACCCAAGCCGGAGGCCUCUGCUCCUGAAGGAGGCACAAGAGAAGAGAAGAGCAGCUACCUUAGCAGGCACUGGAAACACGCUGAGGACAGGCCCUCCCUCGUCUCUUUGUGGAGAAAUGGAGACGGCAUCUCUGUGGCCGGAACAGGGUCCAGUAGCCUUUGAGGACAUCGCUGUCUAUUUCUCGGAGGAGGAGUGGGCGCUGCUGGAUCCGGGCCAGAGGGCUCUGCACCGGGAAGUCAUGGAGGAGAAUGUGGCCACCAUGGUGUUUCUGACUCCUGGAGUGGGAGAGAGCGGGUCCGAGGAAGAACCGCUUGAUGUGUGCUUGGAGGAGGGGGAAGAGGAGAGGAGAAGGAGCAGAACCGAAGAAGAGAGGUUUCCUGGAGCUUUCCGUGAAAUCUCUCUCCAAGGAGAAAUAGUCCGAAACAAAGAAAGACACGAGUACUCUGCGCCCAAGGAAACCUUCAACUAUCAGACCAGUGUGAAUGCUCCCUGGGAGAUCCACCAUGAGAGGAAAAUGAUUGAGUGCUCAGAAUACAAUGAAGAUUUCUGUGAUGCUUCAUCCUCGGAAAGAGAUCUGGCCAUGCAAAGAGAAGAGGGACCUUUUAUAUAUGUGGACUGUGAAAACAGCAUCAGCCAGAGCACAGACCUGAUUUUGCCUGGGGGAAUUCAAACUGAGGAGAAACAGUUCAAAUGCUUGGUCUGUGAAAAAAGCUUUUAUGACAGAAGCACCCUUACUUCCCAUGAAAGAAUCCAUACGUGGGAGAAGCCGUUUGAAUGCUUGGAAUGUGGCGAGUGCUUCAGUCACAGCGGAAGUCUGAAUUUCCACCACAGAGUCCAUGCGGGAAAGAAACCCUUCGAAUGCAUGGAAUGUGGGAAGGACUUCAGUCAGAGCACAAAACUUGCCAUCCAUAUGAGAAUCCACACAGGGGAGAAACCCUUUGAAUGCCCGGAAUGUGGGAAGAGGUUCAGUCACAACCCGAGCCUCGUGCGCCACAUGAGUAUCCACACGGGGGAGAAGCCGUUUACCUGCUCGGAGUGUGGAAAGAGCUUCAGUCAGAGCAGAUACCUCGCAUCCCACAUGAGGAUCCACACCGGGGAGAAGCCCUUUACCUGCUUCGAAUGCGGGAAGAGCUUCAGUGAUAGAAGCACCCUUACGUCCCACCAAAGAAUCCACACGGGGGAGAAACCCUUUGAGUGCUCAGAGUGCGGGAAAAGGUUCAGUCACCACCCAAGCCUUGCACGUCACAUGAGUAUCCACACUGGGGACAAACCGUAUACAUGCCCAGAAUGUGGGAAGAGCUUCAGUCGGAGAAGCUACCUUGCUGCCCAUAUAAGAAUCCACACAGGAGAGAAACCCUUCAUGUGCUUGGAAUGCGGGAAGAGCUUCAGUGACCGAAGCACUCUGAGUUCCCAUGAAAAAAUCCACACAGGGGAGAAACCCUUUGAAUGCUUAGAAUGUGGAAAGUGCUUCCAUAAGAGAAGCCGGCUGAAUUCCCAUCGACGAAUCCACUCCGCGGACAAACCGUUCGAGUGCUCGGAGUGUGGGAAGUGCUUCCCUCACAGCACAAACCUGGCUUCCCAUAUGAGGAUCCACCUUGAGGACAAGCCGUUCCCCUGCUUGGAAUGCGGAAAGAGCUUCCUGGAUCGGAGCAACCUAAGUCGCCAUCAGAGAGUCCACACAGGGGACAAACCGUUUACUGGCAUGUGGGAGGCACUUCAGACAUGGACCCAGCCUUCGUUCUCGUACGAGAAUUCGUAUAGUGAAGAAACCUUUUAAAAGCUUGCCACGUGAGAAGACUUUCCAUCCAGGUGCAAGCUUUUAUUCUCACGUGACAAAUUCAUACAGAGGAGAUAAAAUGUUUUAAGUGUUUGGAGUUUUGGGAAGUGUUUCAGUCAGAGGACACACCUUGCUCUCUCACGAGAAUCCCCACUGGGGAGAAACCAUUUGCACCUUGGAACGUGGAAAGAGCUUCAGUCACAGCACAGUCCUUGCCCCUCAGAUGAGAAUCUCCACUGGGGAGGAACUUUGUACGUCUUCGGCAUGUGGACACGUACUCCAGUCAAUGUGCAAACCUCACUUAACUUAGAACUGCCAAGAUGGAAGGGACCCUGUGGAUCACUGUCCAGGAGGCACAGUGGAGGAAUCGAAAUCCCGACCUCUCGCUGCGCAGCCAGAUUCUUACAGACGAACCCGUAGAAAGAGACGCUGCAGAAGUUUGAGGAGCGUGCAGAGACCUCUGGGCAGGACGUCAUCAAAGGAUCCUCAUAGUUGAGAAUAACGUAGAUAUUUUUCCAUAGGCUGAGCUUUGCAAGUGCUUAAUAUAUAGGUGGGAGAUAUAAUCAUAUACUGUAGAGAUAAUGGAGAGGGAAAUAUAUUGGUCCCUCUAAUGAAGUAGGGUUAGGGUGCAUCCUCUGAGUUUAUAAUUUCGGAGGUCUCUUACAUUCUUCUCACCUUCUUUUUCCCUUUCCUCCCCCUCAACACUAAGAACGUCAGAAUAAUUGUUUUUCUCUGUACAAAAGGUGCUCUAGCGAUUUACUUCUUUCAUCCUUCCUUCUUUCCUUCUGGUUCCACAGCCCCCUUUUUACAGGGGGACGCAUUGAACCAUGCAAAACCACGGUUAAUUUCGCUUUUCGGCCAUAGCUGUAGGAGACCCUGUGAAGUCCAUGGGUCCUUGGACAGUUCAGAGCAGACUUUUUCUGCAUUCACAGCAAGGCAGCUGUUCAACGGAUGCUGAGAAGGUGGAUUUUGUUACCAGGUACACUCUCAGAUCACAUGUGUGAAUGUGUUCGGAGACACACCCAUGAAGGAGCCUUGAACCACGGCAAUAGUGCAUCUUGACACAGAUUGGGCUGAGUAGAUCUCUCUCACACACACAACUAUUCACAAGGGGGAAUUGUAUUGAAUACUGUGAAAGUUCAGCCUCAGCUCCCCAUAUUCUUCUCCCAUGGACAGAAACCCCAUUCUGUUUCUUGCUUCAAACCAAUAACUUUUACUGUAAAACUGCUUGGCAUCAACACCUUCGAACGAUUCAAUUCUUCUCUUCUCUUUCCAAUGGGAGCAAGGAAAGGCUUGUCUUAUUCCCUGAAAUGUCCCCUUUCUCCAAGUUUGAGAUAAUUCUGGUUUAAUGUCUCAUGUGGGUCCCCAAGCAAUGGCAGGUGAAGUGCGUUGACUCUACCCCACACUGUCUCCCUUCUGGGUCUUUCAUUCCUGAGAUGUAGCUCCUCACCACCUGGUGGGUGGUUGACCGCAGUUGGGUGAGAGGUUCUCCAUUCUGCCCUCUCUCUUCCUCUGUGCCUCUGUGAGGUCAUUUCUUCUUUUAUUUUCCUGUUCCAGUCCCUCUUUUCCCACUGUCCACAAUACGAUGGCUUCCUGAAGAAGGGGGCAGUAAUUCCUUUUUUUUCUUGACUUCCUCUCUGCGUAACAUCUGCAUCCAUGGGGUUUUCCAUCCUUCAGGUAAAACACGCUCCUCUUUUCUUGACUUCUCCUAUACCAGCUUUUAUUUCUGUAGUCUUCCCUUCUCUUUCUGCCCCUAUUUAUUUCUCUUCCUUGUACAGUGGAACCUUGACUUACGA